Ipomoea triloba (trilobed morning glory) is the source of this 761-nucleotide messenger RNA. Its product is annotated as alpha carbonic anhydrase 8-like. The record is from RefSeq and is a predicted model, not a curated record. The coding region runs from base 79 to 498 and encodes 139 amino acids. NCBI's taxonomy places the organism in Eukaryota, Viridiplantae, Streptophyta, Magnoliopsida, Solanales, Convolvulaceae. The transcript has a single exon.
UCUAAUCAUUUCACAAUUCACAUCUCUCUCAAUCUCUCUCCCUAAUCUCUGCUAAAUCAAAGGUUUAAUUUGUUGAAAAUGGCGAUCAAAGUGUUUCUACUCUUAACCCUCUUCGCCACCGCGUGCUUAGCACAAUCCCCAACUCCCGCCCCCAAAAUCUCUCCCUCAGCCACCCCAACGCCGUCGCCCACGGUGGCGCCGCCAACACCCACUCCGGCGCCGGCGCCGGCGACUCCUUCACCUUCUCCGGCCCCAGUGACCUCCCCAACCCCGGCUCCGGCCCCGAGCACCCCCGAAACCCCGGCCCCGGCCCCCGAAGUCUCUUCUCCUUCCCCAUCCGUCUCCUCGCCGCCCGCUCCGGGGCCGGUAGGUGCGGCGGCGCCGGCGCCGGCCGAUCAGCCAUCGGCCGACAACACUCCGCCGCCGAACGGUGGCUCCAGAGUCGUAAUUGGCGGAGCUGCUCUCGCCGGUGUACUAUUCGCUUUUGCUUUGAUAUAAUGCGGAUAAGUAGAUCGAUUUAUCGGUGGUGUUCAUUGGCGGCGGCGAUUCCGGCGAGGCUACUUUUAUCUCUCUCAUUUAUUUAUUAUUGCUUAACAUCAGUGUUGUGAGUACGUUAGAUUAAUUUGUCGUGUUUCCUUUGCAUUCUACUUUCGAUCAUUUGAUGUUACGACAUUUUCGUAUGUAUUGAGAUUCCAUUCGAUUCGCCCCAUUUAUUUGUAUGAAAGAAGAUUUUUAUAUUUAACUUCAUCAUUUAUUUUUAA